Messenger RNA from Gymnodraco acuticeps, 1584 nucleotides. RefSeq names its product cold-inducible RNA-binding protein-like. Gene Ontology annotation, cellular component: spliceosomal complex. The transcript has a single exon. Bases 149 to 706 code for a protein of 185 amino acids. NCBI's taxonomy places the organism in Eukaryota, Metazoa, Chordata, Actinopteri, Perciformes, Bathydraconidae. The record is from RefSeq and is a predicted model, not a curated record. Gene Ontology annotation, biological process: positive regulation of mRNA splicing, via spliceosome. Gene Ontology annotation, molecular function: RNA binding.
UUCAUUUCGUCGCGAAAUUCUUUAUUUUUUUCACGCGAAUCAUUCCUGAGCCGUCUCCACGACCAGCGCCCGUGCCUCCUCCUGCAGCGCCUGCUCUUCAGAUUCAAUAGUCUCCUACUACUGAAAAGCUCAAAACGACUUAAAUAACAUGUCGGACGAAGGCAAACUCUUCAUCGGCGGCCUAAGCUUCGACACCAACGAGGAAUCUCUGGCUUCGGCCUUCUCCAAGUAUGGAACCAUCGAGAAGGUGGACGUGAUCAGAGACAAAGAGACCGGGAAUUCCCGCGGUUUCGGCUUCGUGAAGUACGACAACGCCGAGGAUGCCAAAGACGCAAUGGACGGCAUGAACGGAACCACCCUCGAUGGCCGGUCAAUCCGCGUCGACGAGGCAGGAAAAGGCGGUCGUCCUAGGGGAGGAUUCGGUGGAGGCGGCGGCGCUCGCGGAGGUUCAAGAGGCGGAUUCGGUCGGGGGAGAGGUGGUGGAUAUGGCGGCGGUGAGAGAAGCUAUGGCGGCGGAGAAAGAAGCUAUGGCGACAGAUCAAGCUACGGAUCCGAGGGUCGUUCGGGUGGCGGAGGUGGUGGUGGUCAGUACAGAUCUGGCGGUGGAGGCAGCGGCGGAUACUCAGGAGGUGGUGGAGGCUACAGAGAAAACAGAGGCCAGGGCGGCGGAUACGAGCGAUCAUCUUACCGUGAAGGAUACGAAUAAAGCAUCCUUCCCCUCCCCCCAUGUAUCAAGAUCAUCACUUCAGGCCGGCUGUAUUUCAAAGAUGGCUCCUCCAGAUGAAGAAAAAAAAUGUCCACGUGUUUUUUGCUGACCUUAGUUUUGUAGUUAUGUUGUAUUAGCUCGAGCAUCUUAGCACAAACGAAUAUAGCCAUGAGGUGUUUUUUUACAUUCCUUAACAAAAACCGUUACGAUAUAAGACGUUACAGAGUAUUUUAGCUCAAUUUGGAAAAUAAAAGGUCAUUUGUUAAGCUAAAAAAAUGCAUCUGUGUAAUCUGAAUGGUUCUGUGAAAGUCCACAUUGUGCGGAAUGGCUCGCCACGUGGCUUCCCGCUAGCUAUGCUAAUAGACUUAGCACGUGAUUCCUGAUUGUGAUUCCCUUUUUUAUUUUUGUUCUAUUCGUAUUGAGACACCCGAGGAAAGUUGUUCGUUAUCCUUGUUGCUGAAUCCCCCUCUCGAUGGUAGUCUCUAAGGCCGACUGCCUCUUGCCGGGUUUUAAAGGGAGAGGAAGGAUUUCCGAUGAAGCUCAGAAACAGACUUUUGGGGAAUUUGACGCUAAAUUCCCGGUUACGCCGCCUCCUCCUUUUCUCCAGACUGUACCACACAUCCGAAAAGACUGUUCCUGUCCUUUUCUCUGUGCUCUGCUCAUCUGCAUUUUUUAUGUGCUGUAAAAUGGACUAAUCUUGUUUUUAAGUGAUCGAAAAUGUAACUUCGUUUCCCCAGUAAUAGCUCAACCGGGAUCGGUUUUGUAUUUUAUGUUCUUUGUAUGAUCGACCGGUUUUUUAUUUCUUUGUCAGUUUGGCUUAAUUGAGCCUAUUUAACAUACUGUGGAAAAAAAUAAAUAUACUCUAUACUAAGACCUCC